GUCGGUGCUGCCCGUGCUCGUGGAGGAGGCGCAGCCCCAGGCACCGCUCCCGGACGGUGUCACUACACCCACGGCAAUGAUGAGCAAGGAGGAACUGAAGGAGAAGCUGGAUGCCCUUCAAUGCCAUUUCACCUGGCAUUUGAGCGUAAAGGGCCACGUCGCACCUUCCCACGUCCUGCAGAAGCUGGCUGUCGAAAUCAAACACACGGUCCACCCAAACCGGGCAGCUCUCCUGGGGCUGCAGGCGUACCUGCACCAGAUGAAGGGCCAGGACAGAGCCGCUCUGCAAAGCCUUAAAGAUGCUGAAGAGGAGCACGAGAGACCUGGCGAGGAGCCCCCGAGAGCACACGCGGCCGCGUCUGUGGUUAUCUACGGGAAUUACGCCUGGCUUCACUACCUCCAGGCCUCUUAUCGGGAGGCCGAAAGCUACCUGGAACGGAUCGAGCAGCUCUGCCCGGCUCCCUGGGACGCACGGCUGGUCCCCUACAUCCAGGCCCAGAAGGGCUGGUCCCUCCUGGCCAUCAGAGCCCGUAACGGCGAACGGGCAAGAGAGUGCUUCGAGGUGGCCUUGAUGCUUGAGCCAGAGAACAGAGAUUUCCGUGCUGGGCUCGGAACGGCUCUUUAUUUCUCCUGUUGUUACUUCUGGUAUCCUGACAUUGCAGAGACAGCCAGAAUCCAAUUGGAAAGAACCAUCCUUGAGCAGCCAAAUAACUACAGAGCCAAGAUAUAUUUAGCCAAGCUACUCGAACAAGAGGAUACAGAAAGAUCAAUUGGCUUGAUAAAAGAAAGCGCAGAGAAAAGCGCCGAUCCUGAUGUCCUCAAAGCUUCAGCUCUGUUCUGGCUGCGACAACGAUCCACAGAGAAAGCAGCUGAGGUAUUGCAGCGAGCCCUGGGGCUGGAUCCAGAUUACCACCUUCUCUACCAAACCCUGGCCAAGUGCUAUAAGCUGCAGUGGCUUAAUGCGAAGGAGGAAGACAAGAAUAAUAUAUUGGAGGCAGCUAUCAAGGACCUCGAGCAAAUUCUUCAGAAACAUCCCGACCUUGAGCUCGUGUUUGCAAAGCUGCAAUUCGCAGAGCUCUGUGGGGCGAGAGACCCAGCGCAGGAAGAGAAGAUCUACAAGGACCUGGAGAAGAGAAAGGACACUCUGAGCCCCAAAGGCCUUCAAGCCCUUUAUCUCUACUGGGGAAGGUUCUUCCUCUACCAGAAGAGAUCGCUUCACCAAGCGAAAGCAAAGUUUAUGGAUGGUUACAAAAUUCCCCUGAUGACGAGAGAGAGGAAGGAGUGUGGGCAGAGGCUGAUAAAGAUGGCACGGUACUACCCCCCUGCCGAGGCUGACACCUUCUACCGCUUCAUCGAGGAGACCGACCGCCACCUGCCCGCUGAAUUUGGUGGAACCGACCUAGACUGA
Athene cunicularia (burrowing owl) is the source of this 1408-nucleotide messenger RNA. Its product is annotated as interferon-induced protein with tetratricopeptide repeats 2-like. Gene Ontology annotation, cellular component: cytosol. Gene Ontology annotation, biological process: defense response to virus. Lineage: Eukaryota; Metazoa; Chordata; Aves; Strigiformes; Strigidae. Gene Ontology annotation, molecular function: protein binding. The coding region runs from base 77 to 1408 and encodes 443 amino acids. The transcript is spliced from 2 exons. The record is from RefSeq and is a predicted model, not a curated record.